UGCGUCAUUCGUGAGUCAUUUACCGUGCGGAUAUAUCAACACUUACAUUUGGCUAGUUGGUAAUUCCUGGUAUGAUUGGCUUGUACGAGAUCUCAUACACACAAACAAAUAGGGAUCAUCACUUUUCCUUGAUAGCAGUAUUCGAAUAGCACACGGAUGAAAUCAUCGAUUUUACGUUUUAACCUUGUUUACCGUGACAGCAACAAGCUAACAACAAAGUUCCCCGACUGAAAUCAGAAUAAACUUUAAAAGUGAUAUCUAAUCCAAUAAACAAGAAACAAACUGUGCAAGACUGGUAAUCCUUUCUCAUGUGAUGGCACAUUGGAUUGUGCAUACUGACGGUGGACCAAGAAGGGUUAACCAUGCAGCAGUUAGUGUAGGUGAUCUCAUCUACUCUUUUGGAGGUUAUUGUACUGGAGGUGACUAUGAGCACAGGAAUCCGAUUGAUGCAUUCGUAUUUAGUGUUGGAAGAUUAAAAUGGUCCAAACUACCACACUCCAAUGGUCCCAAUGAAUGUCCUAGACACAUCCCUUUCCAGAGGUAUGGGCAUUCAGUGGUGGUUUACAAUGAUAAGGUAUACCUCUGGGGUGGUCGUAAUGAUACGUCGGGAGCAGAUAAUAAACUCUACAGCUUUGACACCAAAACCAGUCGAUGGACCCUUGAGACGCCUACAGGUCAACUACCUGAUGCCACUGAUGGCCAUUCUGCAUGUAUAAUUGGACACAGGAUGUAUGUCUUUGGUGGUUUCAUAGACUUGCUUCAGAGUUACUCCAACCUCACAUAUGCUCUGGAUUUCAGGGAUAUGAAGUGGACGUUAUUACAACCAAGAAGAUAUGUACCACAUUGGAGGGACUUUCAUACUGCCACCCCAGUUAAUGAUCAGAUCUUUGUGUUUGGAGGUCGUUCAGAUCGAUCAGGUCCUUGGUAUACUGGACAAGAAUUCUACUGCAAUGAGCUCAAAGUAUUUGACAUCAAGAACUGUGAUUGGACCUCACCUAAAGCAACCGGUACACUACCCAUCGGUAGGAGGAGCCAUUCAACUGUAUUACAUGACAAUCAUUUAUGCGUGUUUGCUGGCUUCAACCACACCAUUGACACACACUUCAACGAUGUUCACAAGCUAGACCUGUCAUCAUUUGAAUGGAAGAAGGUCCACUGUAGAGGAAAGGUUCCCUGUAAGAGAAGACGUCAGUGCUGUGUUAUGCAUGGAGAUAGAAUGAUCAUGUUUGGUGGAACUAGUCCAAGAGAGAAAGCAAAUCCUGGUGGUAGUAUUGGAGAGAACCUCAUUGAUCUUGCCGAUCUUCAUAUUUUGGAUUUUGAUCCUUCAUUGAAAACAAUGUGUCAGAUGUCCAUCAUUGAUGAGAGAAUUGAUACUACAUGUCUUCCCAAGACACUAAGGUGGGAAAUCAAUGCCAUGACAUCGAACAGUGAUAUAACUCCACUGCCAUAUGAAGCAACGCAACAAGGCUGAACUAAGCAAUCGCUUGAAUGUGCACCCACACUUGUGCUGCUUAUAUACUGUGAUGUGUAUGCAAUUUGUUCCGUAUUGAGUUGCGUUGUCUGCAUUUAAAGUCAUACAGUUAGCUCUAUCAAGCCAGAAGAAAAUCCAUACUAUCAUGGAAACAAAAUGGUUCACGGAUGCAAGGUUGGAAUUAACAAUCUUUAGUUCUUCUUAUGGUUAAUAUGCUCAGUUUGUUAUAACCUUGUGAAAGUGACUUGAUUGUGUAUAGAGCAUACAGUGUCUCUUUAUAUAGAUGAGCCAAUGUAUAUUAUAUAAGCCAUGGCAUUAUUUUAUGUAAGAUCAAAGUAUGGACUGUUACUAGAGGUAUAGUUGUAUUGGCAGGCUUUUGGAUACUGCACAGUAUAAAGGAAGGGCAUGAGCAACCGUAUCUUUUAUAUUUACCAGGUAUUAAUGA
This is a messenger RNA of Lytechinus variegatus (green sea urchin), 1916 nucleotides long. It is a transcript of the gene klhdc3, whose product is annotated as kelch domain-containing protein 3-like. The record is from RefSeq and is a predicted model, not a curated record. The coding region runs from base 314 to 1471 and encodes 385 amino acids. Gene Ontology annotation, molecular function: protein binding; chromatin binding. The transcript is spliced from 10 exons. Gene Ontology annotation, cellular component: cytoplasm. NCBI's taxonomy places the organism in Eukaryota, Metazoa, Echinodermata, Echinoidea, Temnopleuroida, Toxopneustidae.